Molecule: messenger RNA, 2079 nt
Organism: Adineta ricciae
Lineage: Eukaryota; Metazoa; Rotifera; Eurotatoria; Adinetida; Adinetidae
Source: the annotation of a GenBank genome assembly
AUGACAGAUAAUGAGACGACACCACCCGCACUACCACCUUCACGGAUGGCAACUAGGUCAACAACAACAGCAGCGGCUGUCGCUGCAGCUGCAGCAGUAGCAGCAGCCACUCGAACUACGAAUAAUAAAACUGGCUAUGAACGUCUUGCUCAACUCUAUCCACAUGUUACUGAUGAUAUUCAUUUGCCAAUGAGAUGGAAUGCAAAAGAAAAAGUGCAAACUUUGGUUUUACAACAAAAUGAUCUCGUUGUCACCUACAAAGGACCUGGUAAAUCACAUAAAGAUGCAGCGAGUGUUCGUUCUGAUUAUCCUAUUCCACCGUUGACCGGUAUUUAUUAUUAUGAAGUGAAAAUUUUAAGCAAAGGUCGUGAUGGAUAUAUGGGAAUUGGUUUAUCUACCAGUGAUGUAAAUCUCAAUCGUCUACCUGGCUGGGAUAAAGGCUCAUAUGGUUAUCAUGGCGACGAUGGUCAUUCAUUUUGCUCAUCGGGCUCAGGUAUUGUCUACGGACCAACAUUUACCACAGGUGAUUAUGUGGGAUGCUGUGUAAAUUUUCUUGAAAAUUCUUGUUUUUAUACACGCAAUGGUUAUAACAUUGGUACAUCAUUUCGAGAUAUACCGGCGGAUAUUUAUCCAACUGUUGGCUUGCAAACACCUCACGAAGCUAUCGAAGCGAAUUUCGGUUUGAGUCCAUUUAAAUUCGAUAUCGAAAAAUAUAUGGAUGAAUAUCGAGAAAAAACACGUCGAGCGAUUUUUGAAUGUGUAGUAAAAGAAAAUGAACUUCUACAUCAAACACAACUACGUCGAAUUGUUUCCACGUAUCUAGUCCAUUACGGGUAUUGUGCUACAGCUGAACAAUUCAAUAAAAAUGCCGAAAGUGUCUAUGCAGAUGAACUGAAUUCAAUGAGGAAUCGGCAGCUUAUCCAACAUUUGAUCCUUGAAGGUCGUACGACUGAUGCAAUUUUUAAGACGAAAGAACUUUUCCCCACAUUACUCAACGAUAAAAAUCUCUUGUUCUUACUUAAAGUCCGACAAUUUAUUGAAAUGAUCAAUGGAACUGAAAGUGAAAUUUGUGAAACAGAUUCAUCAUCUGCAUCUCAGUCAACAACAACGAAUUGUUCAUCUCCAAAUAAUUUCCUAUCAGCAAAUAAAAACAAUUCGAAUAAUUCUUUGUGUUCCUCGAAAAAGAAUUUGUCUUAUUCAACUGCUGGACGUUCCUUAUCCCCAAUGACUACAACGCAUACAUCUACACGGUCUCGUUCCAAUAGUCCAUAUACAUCUCAACGAGUGCAACAUAGUAAUGGUACAAUGAAUUCAUUAUCUCAUCGAACAAGUGCAAAUAAUCCGAAUGAAUCUUCACAGGAAACAUCGUGUCAAAUAUCUGAAUUAUCGAAUACUCAUUCAGCAACGAUGAAUUCGAAUACUGUAGUUAAUCUAAUGGAUGUUGAUGAUAAUCUAUCUAGCAAUAAUACAGCCAAUGGUUUUAGCAAUCAUGGAACAGUAAACCAGUCUCCUUCGACGACAAAUCAGAUCUCCAAUGGUCAUACAUCAAUAGACAACGAUAAUGCUAAUCAACUUACCGAUGGUAUUGUAAAUAGUAAUGGAUGUUCAGGAAAAUCAACUGAUAUUCUUGACGGAAUGGAGCAUGAUGGUUGUAUAGAUUCGAGUCAUACCAUAGAUAUGGAUAUCACGUCAUCGGAUGUGCAGAAAAAGUCAAUAGAAAAAGAUGAUGAUCAACUUCUCAUGAGAAUUCUCCAAUUCGGCCGAGAGUUACACGCGCUUAAACAACAUCUGGUAGUCGAACAUGGAGAAAAUCCACAUAAUGAUAAAAUUCUUCAGGAUGCAUUCAGUCUAUUAGCCUAUACAGAUCCCAAAAUAUCGCCUCUUGCUCAUCUAUUAGAACCUUCGCAACGUGAAACGGUGUCCAGUGCUGUUAAUAGUGCUAUCCUUGAAGCACAUGACAUGCCAAGACAUCCUGCUCUUGAAGUACUUGCUGGUUAUCUACACGAAUGUGACAAGCUUAUGCACAAGAAUAACAUACCAGACUGUGCCUUUAUUGAUCUCAAUAAAUAUCUACGAUAA